AAUAAUAAUAAUAAUAAUAAUAAUAAUAAUAAUAAUAAUAAUAAUAAUAAUAAUAAUAAUAAUAAUAAUAAUAAUAAUAAUAAUAAUAAUAAUAAUAAUAAUAAUAAUAAUAAUAAUAAUAAUAAUAAUAAUAAUAAUAAUAAUAAUAAUAAUAAUAAUAAUAAUAAUAAUAAUAAUAAUAAUAAUAAUAAUAAUAAUAAUAAUAAUAAUAAUAAUAAUAAUAAUAAUAAUAAUAAUAAUAAUAAUAAUAAUAAUAAUAAUAAUAAUAAUAAUAAUAAUAAUAAUAAUAAUAAUAAUAAUAAUAAUAAUAAUAAUAAUAAUAAUAAUAAUAAUAAUAAUAAUAAUAAUAAUAAUAAUAAUAAUAAUAAUAAUAAUAAUAAUAAUAAUAAUAAUAAUAAUAAUAAUAAUAAUAAUAAUAAUAAUAAUAAUAAUAAUAAUAAUAAUAAUAAUAAUAAUAAUAAUAAUAAUAAUAAUAAUAAUAAUAAUAAUAAUAAUAAUAAUAAUAAUAAUAAUAAUAAUAAUAAUAAUAAUAAUAAUAAUAAUAAUAAUAAUAAUAAUAAUAAUAAUAAUAAUAAUAAUAAUAAUAAUAAUAAUAAUAAUAAUAAUAAUAAU
Messenger RNA from Microplitis mediator, 612 nucleotides. RefSeq lists its product as uncharacterized. The transcript has 2 exons. NCBI's taxonomy places the organism in Eukaryota, Metazoa, Arthropoda, Insecta, Hymenoptera, Braconidae. The annotation marks the transcript as partial. The record is from RefSeq and is a predicted model, not a curated record.